AUGGCUUCUGCUAGCAGAACGCAGUUCGCAGGCUCGCCCAACCUGCCUUCUUCCGAUUUUUCCUCUUCCCCCGUCGAUCCCCUUUCCGAAAAACUGAGCGUUCAGCGCGCUGUCCUUGACUACCUCCUCGAUAUUUCUGAGUCCGCCGAAGAGGACAUUGCAGCUGCCAGGGCUGAGAUUGCGAACCUUGAGCGUCAGAUCGCCCAAGCCGGGAGCAAAGCUGCUCCACCAGCCGCCCACAUGGGAGAUGCUGGCAGGGACGAACUCGCUGGAGGUAAUCACGGGAGCCAUAGCCAAUCAACCGCUUCGGCGAUGGAUUCAACCUCAGGUAUUGUAGCGCCGCAGGGCCCUGGUCUUUCGUCGCGGAAGCGCUCCCUUGGGAGCUCGCAUCUCGACAUUGAUCCAUCCUACCGGGCACUCAACAAGUCAAGGAGGACUACGCCAGACCCGGGAUUGGAUGCUUUCCAGCCCGGCUUCGAUGAUUUUGGCGACAGCGACUUUCAAGACUUCUCGGUUAUUGACCUUACUGGGGACAAUGAUGACGAGUGGCGAUUGACGAUCCAGCGCCAGAAAGAAGAAGAGGACCGACUACGCCGUAGGAAAGCAGACGUGGAUCGCGACGCUGCUCUGGCAAGGCAUUGGGCCGCGCAAACAUCAACCCCUACCAACGGUUAUGCGACUACUGAAUCGUCCCAUCCUGCUCAAACCGAUGCUUCUAGUUGGAUCCUAGGCAGAUACGCUCAACCUUCGAUAUCCGUUCACACCGAUCAGUCCCGCAUAAAUCCGAAGCCUGACACUCCUCUGGUCACUAGACCUCGUGAUUUCCCUGGUUCCGGCGCAGAUUUCCUUGCGGGGCAGAGUGGACCGAGCAACUUGCUAAGAUCUCCUCAGACUGUAUCUGAGUCGGAAGCUAACCGAUAUCGGGUACCGGGCGCGUACGUGGACUCCGAUAGCGAUGAUGGUGGGUUAGUCCCUGGAAGGGUCCGAUAUCCAACCGCUGGCCCUUCUCGGGCUUCGGUAAACCCGGUUCCUCCCAGUCUAUCGCAUCAUGCUCCGGGUCCCCUGCCCUCGCUGCCAACCCCAUUUGGCAGCUUUGGCACAGCCAACCACUAUUCCCCCAGCACUCCGGCCAUUGAGUUGGCCCGACAGUCUUCCAUGGCACGGCAAGACCCACACAUCUUUGGAUCUCCCUCUCCCCUCACGGCAAACGCCCCAACUUUUCUGUCGGUUAGCCCAGAUCGGCCAGGCUCCAUGAAUAUGAAGACUUACCCAUGGCUGAGUGCCCCGGUGACCCCGCUUCCAAGUCUUGCAACAGCUAUCAAUCGUGUCAGCACCUAUAACUUCGACACCUUGGUUGAUGGGGAUGGAAACCCGUUUGACAAGCGCCUCGUCAACUUUCUCGACGACUUCGUCAACGACCCCCGGAAGACAGAUGAAGAUGUUCAAAAGCUCUUGUCAAACAUUCGCCCCGACAUGGAUAUUCCCGAAGAAGAGCGUGGCGAAACGCCUGAAGCCAUGAAAUACCCUCUUUACCCGCACCAGCAACUCGCGCUCAAGUGGAUGAAAGAUAUGGAAGAGGGGUCAAACAAGGGCGGUAUAUUGGCUGAUGAUAUGGGCCUUGGCAAGACUAUCUCGACUCUGUCCUUAAUGGUUUCACGACAAUCUUCCGACGACAUCAAGACCAAUCUUAUCAUCGGACCCGUCGCCCUCAUCAAGCAGUGGGAGCACGAAGUGAUGAAGAAGCUGAAGGAUUCACAUCGGAUGAGCGUCCUACUUCUCCACCAGAGGAAACGGCACCUCUACACUGAGCUGAGGAGAUACUCCGUCGUGCUGACCACCUACGGAUCGAUAGCCUCUGAAUGGAGACAGUACAAGCAACACGUCGAGCAGCGUAAGGAUGCAGAAGGGUACGACGAGGGAGAGGACAUGGAACUUGCCAGAAAAUGUCCCUUGCUUCACCCACACAGCAAAUUCUACCGCGUCAUCUUGGAUGAAGCCCAAUGCAUCAAGAACAAGGACACUCAGGGUUCUCUGGCGGUGCACAAGAUCAAUGCCACCUACCGAUGGUGUCUCACUGGAACCCCAAUGAUGAACAAUGUGACGGAGCUGUACCCACUAAUCCGUUUCUUGAGAAUUCGACCGUACUGCGAUUUCAAGACAUUCCAGCGAGACUUCCGGGGACUCGCGGCGAAAAGCAAUACCGCAGCCUAUACCAGGGAUACUGCCAUGCGGAAGUUGCAAGCUGUUCUAAAGGCGAUUAUGCUAAGGCGAAUGAAGAACUCGAUGAUUGAUGGCAAACCAAUCUUGACGCUGCCCGAGAAAACCGAGAUCUCGGAACAUGUCGUAUUCUCGGAAGACGAACAGCAGUUCUAUAAGGAUCUCGAAUCACGGACUCAGAUUCAAUUCAACAGAUAUUUACGCGCGGGUACUGUCGCCAAGAACUACUCCAACAUCCUUGCUCUCUUACUGCGGCUGCGUCAAGCGUGCUGUCAUCCUCACUUGAUGGACUUUGAGUAUGUCGGCAGCGCUACGUCUGAUACUGAGAUGGUAGAGUUGGCCAAGGAUAUGACGGCUGCCGUUGUUGAGCGCAUCAAGGCGAUCGAAGCGUUCGAGUGCCCCAUCUGUUACGACGUUGUUGCAGAUCCAGUUCUCCUGAUUCCCUGCGGCCACGACACGUGCUCCGAGUGUUUUGCUUCCCUCACCGACAACUCAGCGCAGAACAACAUCAGGUCUGGUAACGAGAAUGGGGCCGCUAGGUGUCCUGUGUGUCGCGGCCCCGUCGACCCUGCCAAAGUGACUAAUUAUACCUCUUUCCAGAAGGCUCACAUGCCCGAGAGGGUCGAGCCAGCUGAGGCCGAGGAACUGCUUGACUCGGAUACCGAAUCUUCGACGGCCGACGAUACGGACUCCGAUGCCGAAUCUGUUGGGAGUCUUGCUGAUUUCGUUGUUCCCGAUGACGUGGAUGAGUUUGGCAGCGAUGAAGAUGCCAGGAUUGACCCCGAACUAGCUGCGGUCUCCAAGAUGAAGGAGACCAGGAAGACCAAGGAGACCGAAGAGGCCAGGCAGGCCAGGCAGGUCAGGAAGCAGUCUAGGAAGGCCAAGAAGAGCAGCAAAGCCGAAGGAAAGAUCAAGUCCAAGUCCGACGAAGUCAAGCCUUACAUGUUAAAGACACUUCGUAACGAGGCAAGCAAGAACAAGGAGGCUCGCCGCAAGUACAUGCAUUACCUUCGGGACAACUGGGAAGACUCAGCCAAGGUCAGCAGGGUAAUUGAGCUCCUUGGAGAGAUUCAAGAGACGAAUGAGAAGACCAUCAUCUUCUCGCAGUGGACCGCCCUUCUUGAUCUGAUCGAAUGCCAGAUCAAGUACAAUCUCAAGAUCCGAUACCGCCGUUACACCGGCGAUAUGUCGAGGAACCAGCGCGACGAGUCUGUCAGGGACUUCACGGAGGAUCCCAACACCCGGGUUCUGCUGGUCUCGCUGCGAGCCGGGAACGCCGGUCUCAACCUGACUACUGCGUCUCGUGUCAUCAUUUGCGAUCCGUUCUGGAAUCCCUACAUUGAGAUGCAGGCCGUCGACAGGGCGCACCGGAUUGGCCAGCAGCGUGAGGUCAAGGUUCACCGGGUUUUGGUCAAGGAGACUGUCGAGGACAGGAUCUUGGACCUGCAAGAAGAGAAGCGCCGGCUUGUAGAGGCGGCGCUGGAUGAGGGCUCGAGCAAGAGUGUUGGCAGGCUUGGCGAGCAAGAGCUUCGCUACCUGUUUGGCGUCAAUCAGGCUCGCUGA
Messenger RNA from Canariomyces notabilis, 3780 nucleotides. RefSeq lists its product as uncharacterized. Bases 1 to 3780 code for a protein of 1259 amino acids. Lineage: Eukaryota; Fungi; Ascomycota; Sordariomycetes; Sordariales; Chaetomiaceae. Gene Ontology annotation, biological process: double-strand break repair via homologous recombination. Gene Ontology annotation, molecular function: ATP-dependent chromatin remodeler activity; ATP binding. The record is from RefSeq and is a predicted model, not a curated record. The transcript is spliced from 4 exons. Gene Ontology annotation, cellular component: cytoplasm; nucleus.